Messenger RNA from Malassezia restricta, 1506 nucleotides. Its product is annotated as nucleoporin p58/p45. Gene Ontology annotation, molecular function: structural constituent of nuclear pore. Bases 1 to 1506 code for a protein of 501 amino acids. NCBI's taxonomy places the organism in Eukaryota, Fungi, Basidiomycota, Malasseziomycetes, Malasseziales, Malasseziaceae. Gene Ontology annotation, cellular component: nuclear pore. The record is from RefSeq and is a predicted model, not a curated record. Gene Ontology annotation, biological process: nucleocytoplasmic transport. The transcript has 2 exons.
AUGUCGUUGUUUGGUGCAUCGACGGCGACCAAUCCAACACAGAACAGUGCAGCUACUGCACUUCCUCGUUCCAUGUCGUUCACAGCAACAGGUAAUAAAGGAUUUUCAUUUGGAGCUCAAAAUGCUACGGGCACGCAAGCUCAGCCGAGUGGAUUAUUUGGUUCGGCUCCUUCCAAUAAUACGGGAGGUACUGGUCUUUUUGGAAGCGCAGCAUCCAAUACAGGAAGUCUUUUUGGACAAAAUACCACUCAGAAGAAUAAUACAGGUGGUUCAUUAUUUGGUCAAAACAAUACGUCUGCCAAUACUGGUAAUAGCUUGUUCGGGCAGAACGGUACCACAACAUCCAAUGCGGGCGGUGGUUUGUUUGGCCAGAACAAUACCUCCUCAACUGCAACAGGUGGCUUGUUUGGACAAAACAACAACUCUUCAACCACAACUAAUGGUGGAAUAUUCGGUCAGAACAACACUGCCCCGAGCGCCACGGGUGGUGGAUUGUUUGGUCAAAAUAAUGCGUCGGCAACUAACACGGGCGGUGGUCUUUUCGGUCAGAACAGCACAUUGCCAAAUACCAACAGUGGUGGUCUGUUCAACCAAAACAAUUCUUCUGCAUCCAACACUGGCGGGAGUCUGUUUGGCGCAGCAAAUGCACAGCCUUCUGCAAAUACAGGCAAUGGUCUCUUCGGACCAAACACGUCACAAACUAAUACGGGAAGUGGUCUCUUCGGUCAAAGCACCAAUACCGCGUCUUUAUUUGGCGCUCAACAAAAUGUUACAGGUCGAAAUUUGUUUGGAUCGCAGCCCACUUCAACCACUCUUGGCACAAGUUUGACAGCACCUUCGCAAAGUACGUCUCCUCUCAUGCAGUUUCCGUAUUACCAGAGAGAGCGGUAUAAUGAGUUACCUGAACCACAACGAGCGCUUUUGGAUUCCAUGGAGAAGUAUAUCUCAUCACAAAUGCAAAUCAAGCACGAGCUACGUGCGCGUAGUGCAAAUGAAAGCAUGCGUCAGCUGAUGGGCAACGUUCAUGAACUUAUGUCGGAGCAACAGGCGCUCUCAGCUGCUCUAGAAGCCGACUCAAUGAAGCUUCAGUCAGUUGUGAGCAAGGUUGAACAAGAUCGACAUGAUAAUGCCAUGAUGCACCAAGUCGCAUUGCAUGCAAGGGACAAGCUCAGUGAUGGUAACGGUUUUGUUGAUUGGCUUCGACGAUUUUAUGAGCGCGUUGCUGAAGACUACAUGGGUCGUAUCCAGCGAUAUCGCUCGACCAUGGAGCAACUCGAGCGAUACCUUUUGUCCAUUGACCAAACAGAACAAUUUGCACCGCAAGUAAUCUCUGAUAUUAUUCAUGAGCAAAACACUUUGUUCAUGUCCAUGGCCGAACAGGUUGCUACUUUGCACGCUGAGAUUGAUAUGCUGAAAAAAGACUAUGUAAAAUGGUACCAGGCCAGGUUUCAUUCGGUGAGAGACCCUUUCGCUCCUGUGGCUGCAGCUGCUACAGACCGCCCAUGA